Molecule: messenger RNA, 2507 nt
Organism: Erythranthe guttata (spotted monkey flower)
Lineage: Eukaryota; Viridiplantae; Streptophyta; Magnoliopsida; Lamiales; Phrymaceae
Product: type-1 restriction enzyme mjaxp r protein (DUF668)
Biological process (GO): positive regulation of growth
Source: RefSeq, a predicted model, not a curated record
GUUGAAAGAAAGUAAUUUCGUGCAAAUAUAGAGGCGAAAAUAGAAAUAGAGAAAAGAAGAGGGAGUUGGGGAUGCAAAAGCAAUAAAUGUUUUCAUAAAUUCCACACGGUUUCUCAACUUUCUACAAUUUCGGCCUCCUUUCCUGCAUGUGCCCCUCCUCCACUUUCUCACUCCUCAAUUCACUUUCUCUCUCUUCUUUUUAUUUAUCUUUUUUAACCUUUUCUUCCUGUUUUCUUCCUUCGCUGCAACCUCGUCUUUCGUGUUGAUUCUGAGGGAGAGAUUCAACGGUGGUCCAGCUUUCUUCCUCCUCCAAAUACACCUAUAUAAUCAAGAAGCUGAUUAGCAAGGUUCCGUUUGGAGAUCGUUGUUGCUUUAGCUCUGGUUUAUUUUAGAAAUGGUCUCCCAAUCAUGGUUUCGUAAUUUAUGGACAAACUCCAAAAAGAACGAAUUCCAUGUCGAGAAGUCACAGAUUGCCGUUUUGGCUUUCGAAGCCGCCAGCUUGAUGACCAAACUCCUACACCUCUGGCAGUCCCUAACCGACAAACAAGUCGCGAAAUUAAGAGAAGAUGUAUCAAACUCGGCCGGAAUUAAAAAACUCGUCUCGGAAAACGACGACUACAUCGGCCGAUUGAUAUGCGCGGAAUUCACGGAGAGCUUAGUCCACGUGGCGCGAGCUGUCGCCAGGCUGUCGAAGAAAUGCAACGACCCCCUCUUGAAGAGCUUCGAGCAAGCCUUCAUCGAUUUGGUCAGGGCUGGCACCGAUGUGUACAGCUGGCAAUUCUCGUGGAAGAAAAUGGACAGAAAAGCCAAGAAAAUGGAGCAAUUUAUCAUCACGAAUACCAAUUUGUAUCAAGAAAUGGAAACACUUGCUGAUCUUGAACAAGCAUUAAAAAGAAUGAAGGGCAAUGAUAAUGUAGAUAGCAUAACAUUGGUCGAAUACGAGAAGAAGUUUGCUUGGAAGAAACAAGAAGUGAAGCAUCUUAAAGAAAUUUCUCUCUGGAGUAGAACUUACGAUUACACGAUUCUCCUUUUAGCGAGAUCUUUAUUUACUGUAUACGUCAGAAUCGGACAUGUUUUCGGAAUCAAUCAUUUCGCAGACAUUGUGGCUAAAGAUUCUAGCAGAAGAAAUAGCCAAUCGACUGUGUUCAUGCAUUCGUCCGUUUACCCUUCGGAGAAUUACAAUUACGUGCCUCGAUUUUCAACGGGCCCGUCUGGGAAGUCAAUCACUCAAUCGGGCCCACUCUUGAGGACGAACAUUAUUGGCCAAAAUUUCCACUCGGGCCCACUUGGAAACUCGAAUAGUACUUCGAGUCCAAUCUCCGGAAAAUAUAACGGUGCUGGAUUCUACUCCGGUCCAAUAGGCAGGUCGCCCACAAAACGUGACCCUAUUUCAAGAGCAAGCAAAAGCGCAUGGAGGUUGUGGCAGUUUCGUGAUAAAGAUAAAUCUCACGGUUCAAGAGAGAAUAUUCCUCAAAAACCCGAUGGAGCAACCCAAGAUCCAGGACCGUUUACUGUUUACGGAAACUCGAGCGACGUAAACAUUUUCGAAGCCGCUUCUUCGAAGAGCAAACUACUAAAUCCACCGCCUGAAACCCUCGGAGCUGCUGCAUUAGCACUCCACUACGCGAAUGUGAUUAUUUUUAUCGAGAAAUUGGUGGCGGCCCCACACUUGAUAGGGAAAGAUGCGAGGGAGGAUAUGUACAAUAUGCUGCCAGCUAGCAUAAGGGCAGCUUUGAGGGAAAAACUGAAGCCCCACGCAAAGAGCUUGAGUUCGUCGAUAUACGAUACGGCUCUUGCUGGAGUGUGGAACGAUGCCAUGCAGGCGACGCUCGAUUGGCUGGCUCCGCUGGCUCAUAACAUGAUUAGGUGGCAGUCGGAAAGGAGUUUUGAGCACCAGAGCUUGGUUUCGAGGACGAACGUGCUUUUAGUACAGACGCUUCACUUUGCUAACCAGGAGAAGACUGAGGAAGAGAUUACGGAGCUUCUCGUUGGUUUGAACUAUGUGUCGAGCUUCGGUAGAGAGAUUAAUGCGAAAGAGUUAGUGGAGGAGGGUGCUAGUGGCAGAACUUUCGAUGAAUAUGUGGAGUGAAGGGCGAAAGGGUCUUUUUUCCUAAUGACCAAGAUUAAAAAGGUUCAACGAGUCUACGCACAGUUGUUGAUUUGGAAAUGACAACCUUAGAUGGGGCCCGCAAUCGAUGAUGUUAUGUUUUUUUUAAACCGGGCUGUCGAUUUUUUGGUCGUUGUAUAGACACGGCUAACGCUCAAUGAAGGCGUAGUGUGUGGGUUAACCCCUUCACUAUGACUACAAGAAAGGGUUAUCCUUAAUUAAGAUAGUCUAAAAAUGUUGGAAAAUUGAGGAGUUCUUCCUCGUGAAGCUUUGCUCUUACUCGGUUUUUCGUGUGUGUUAAAACGUCGUAUUUUGUUGGAUAAACGAAGUGAUUGAUUUUUUGUGCUGAUUUUACACGAUAUCGAGUGAUAAUAAUAAAUCGUAAACAUGUUUGGAUUUU